Messenger RNA from Triticum dicoccoides, 1570 nucleotides. Its product is annotated as cysteine-rich receptor-like protein kinase 10. Gene Ontology annotation, molecular function: ATP binding; protein kinase activity. Lineage: Eukaryota; Viridiplantae; Streptophyta; Magnoliopsida; Poales; Poaceae. Gene Ontology annotation, biological process: protein phosphorylation. The record is from RefSeq and is a predicted model, not a curated record. Bases 139 to 1254 code for a protein of 371 amino acids. The transcript is spliced from 8 exons.
CUCAUCUCACCUCUGUGGAACUCUGCUAUCUGCCUUCUCCCUUUGACAGCUUGAGAAGUGAUCCGUUGUCCUAGCGUGGAAGAAAUCAUCUCAACCUCUCGCCUUGGCAUACAGGGGUACCGUCGCAUUUAAUUGCAAAUGGAACGCCGAUCUACUAUCACACCAUGGGACCUCGAGUGCAUGCUAUGUGAUGAAACAGCAAAGCCCAAGGCUCUGCCACUGUCACUUCUAGAAGAAAUCACAAAUGGUUUCUCUUAUGAGCAGAAAAUUGGCAGGGGUGGGUUUGCGGUGGUUUAUAAGGGAAAGCUUGAGAAUAGGACUGUCGCUGUAAAGAGGAUGUCCGAUACGUAUAUGCAUGAGAAGGAGUUCCACCGGGAAGUUGAAUGUCUCAUGAUGGUAAAUCAAAAAAAUAUAGUACGGUUUCUAGGAUAUUGUGCUGACACACAAGGCAGUAUGGAAAGGUAUAAUGGAAAAUUCGUCAUGGCGGAUGUAAACCAAAGGUUGCUCUGCUUCGAGUAUCUUCCUAGAGGGAGUCUUCAUGAGUAUAUCACUGAUACAUCCCGCGGACUUCAGUGGAGAGAACGCUAUCAAAUUAUCACAGGAAUUUGUCAAGGGUUACAUUAUCUUCAUCAGAAAGAUAUUGUCCACUUCGAUCUAAAGCCCGCAAAUAUAUUGUUGGAUGAUAAUUUGGUACCAAAAAUUGCUGAUUUCGGUCUAUCAAGGUGCUUUGCUGAAAUGCAAAGCCGGGUUAUUACUUUGAUAGCUGGAACUUUCGGAUAUAUGGCACCAGAAUUCUGUGACCAUACUGAAAUCACAUAUCGGCAUUCGUAUCGGCUUGAUAUCUACAGUCUUGGUGUAAUAAUCAUAGAGAUACUCACAGGGAAGAGGGGGUAUCACGCUGUUGACAAUGUAGUUGAAAGUUGGAGUAACAAGUUGAAGAAAUCACAGCGUGAUGUACAACUGGAACAGGUACGAGUAUGUACUGAGAUAGGACUAGAGUGCACCGAUUUCAACCCAGCGAAGAGACCGGAUACAAAACAUAUAAUCAGUAGACUCGAUGAAACAGAAACUACGGAUGGAUAUAUUAAUACUGACGUGAUUACUUCACAGCAGGCCAAAGAUGCUCCGAAUGAAGUGCAUCAAGAUACACCGGGAGAGGCAAGCUCUGAUGGCAGAAGCAGCCGGCGGGUGUUGGAGUUGGAGUAUCUGGACGACGACGUGCUGCAGGACAUGCUCCAGGACCACGGCAAAUAAUCCACAAAGAACAAGAAGUAGAUUUUAAUAUACCCAGCAUGCAAGCAUUCCCGCGGGUUCAACGUAUGCAUUUCAUGCUAGUUACAUAUACAUCGCUCAGCACAUCAGGACUACCACGAGCCUCCACAUAGACAUUGCCUAGAAACAGAGUUAGUUUACAGUUUUGUAGCACCAACCGACUGUGGGUGCAACUUUUGUUGCUGUGAUGUGAAGCACUCAUGCUCUUUUUUCUCUCUUACCACGACCCCAAACUCAACUCAUGCUAACUCUUGUUGUUGUUGGCUGUACUGAUGGUACUGAAUGUUUCAAUAUUAAG